CCCUCGCGACGGGGGCCAUGGAGGCGGCCGGCACCGCCGCGGCGCCGGCGGCGGAGGCGCCGCCGAAGCCCGUGACGCCCGAGGAGGAGGCGCUGCGGCGCAACACCGACUGCGUCUACUUCCUCGCCUCGCCCGCCACCUGCAAGAAGGGGAAUGAAUGUGAUUUUCGUCACAGCGAGGGUGCCCGGAUGAACCCUAGAGACUGUUGGUACUGGUUAAAUGGCAAUUGCUUGAAUCCAAAAUGUUCAUUUCGUCAUCCGCCAAUUGAUGGUAUGUUUGGUGCUCCAACUCCUGGAAUACCUGCAGCUUCUUCAAACUAUGCUGCUUAUAACUCGGGCAAGCAGAUGGUCCCAUGCUAUUACUUUCAGAAAGGGAACUGCAUAAAAGGUGACAAAUGCCCUUUUUACCAUCCACAGUCCGCUGGCAGUAAUCCACCAGAGCAGGUGGUGAAGGCUUCUUCCUUUCCUUUGGAGCAGCCUCAGACCCAAAAGAAGGAUUUUUUGGGUAUUAAGGAGUUUGCGCAGAAUAAACAUAUAAUAACUCAGCAAGGUGGCCCAGUAAUCGAUGGCAGCUCCAAAAUAACAGUUAAUAGGCCUACAGCAAAUUCUGCAAAGACAGCUACAGCUGCAAUACAAGCUGAACUAGCUUCCAAUGUAGUGAAGUCUGUGCCAAUGUCAGAGAGGGUACAAAACAGCAUGCCAGCAGCGAAUAAAAGUUUCAGAACCUCUUCAGAAGAGGAGUUAUAUCAGAACAGUCUUCCUUUGGAAAGUGAUCUUGCACAAGAAUGGAAUCAAAGGUACAAAACACCUCCUCAAGAUGACCUGUCAGAGAACAGUGGAGAUGCAGAUGAUGAGGAUUUUGACGUUCUUGUGCACAAUGAUGCCGAUGGUGCUGCUUAUGAUGGUGAAGAUUUUGGAAGGGAUAUAUAUCAAGUAGAAGAUUAUGAAUAUGCUCCGGCUGAUUUUGAAAUGCCGCUGCAUCAUGAAAGGGAGCUAUUCAAUGGAAUGGGUGAGCAAGGAAUGGUUGGGCAAAUGUAUGAUGGCUAUGAGAGGAAGCGCCAUAGAACAUCAUCUGAGAGGAACAUGGACAGGCCUUCCCAUUCAGAAAGAAGGCCUCGACACAGAGAGACUGGUCCUGUUGAGAUAGAUGGAUCAGAUUUACGUCACCGGCUCCGCCGGAGAAAAAUAAACGGGUCUUCAGUCGUUAGUCCAGAACGCAGUGGAGAGCAGCGCCGGAGGGAUGAACACUACAGGGAAAGGGCAUUCGAUGGUCACCAUACACACAGAGAUCGCCAUCAGGGCUCUCGAGGAAGCACUCUAAGCUCCCGUCUGCAAGGCAGAAUAAAGCUUCCUGGAAGGUCACCUGAUAGACUUGAUACUCGCGCUGAGACUGAGCGAGAUAGAAGACAACUCCGGGACAGACUGUCUCCAGUUAGGCAUCAUAUGGAUAUUCAGGGUGGCAGGCAUCGCGAACUGCACCAUCAGGAGAGGACCCGGCGGAGAUCAAGCGAACGGAGAUCAAGCGAACGAAGAUCAAGCGAACGUGCUUCAAGUGGCAGGAAUGCAGAAGGCCAGCAUUUGAGAAGGAAUGUAACAGAUUCACUCAACUUUGCCACCCGCAGAGACUUUGGUCCAGAGUCUAGGAAGGCAAACGGAAGCGUUGAGCCUGGAGCAUCUCUUGAUUUCGAAGGCCCAAAGCCUCUCAGCCUCAUCUUACAGAGGAAAAGGCAGGCUGCAGUCAGCAAUGGUUCGUCUGCCCACAAUGUCAAAGAAGAUAAAUCUGCUCUGGUCUCUCACGGGCAGUCUGAACCUUCUGUUGAAGCUGAGAAGGAAGGCUAUGAGAACAUUGCCAGCUCUGAAGAAUACAAGAGCAGAUCAGGCGAUGAAGAAUAUAAAGAGGAAGGACAUAUCCCUGUGGAUGGCCAUGGGCAAUCUUCCUCCCACAGUGACAAACCUGAGGCUGAAGAUAUUAUUGAAGUGGAUCUGGCAGGAACUCAAGAGGCUGACAACUAUGAGCAGAGGGAGGGGGAGUCCGACUACGAGGCAACCGAAGGCCAUGAAUACAAAUUUGAAGAUGAGAAUGCAUAUCCAGAAGACGAUGAGGAAUUUGAAGAUGACGACGACGAUGACUUUGCCCAUAAAGUAGGGGUCGUCUUCUCUUGAGCCUCUGGUCCUUUUCUUGGUUAUGUCGCUUCAAGUUCAAGGCCAAGCUGAAAUGCUCGGUUUCAUAGUUGAUUCUCUUGGAUAAAAUUCUGUGGCGCUCCAUGUUUCUUUGUCAGUCCAUAGAGUGCCAAAAAGCCUGCUCUUUCCAAUGGCUGAUAACUGAUAAGUAAUAUAUAGGUCAGGUAUUAAGUGAGGUAGAUUUCAUAAACGAGAAAGCCUUUACGUGUAAAAACAGCUGCACUUUGUCCAGCAUUUCUGAUGAUCUAUCCUGGAACUCAUGUAUUGUAUUAGCUUCAUUACUAACAUCAAAGAUGAUUUCAUUGA
Molecule: messenger RNA, 2486 nt
Organism: Lolium rigidum
Lineage: Eukaryota; Viridiplantae; Streptophyta; Magnoliopsida; Poales; Poaceae
Product: zinc finger CCCH domain-containing protein 32-like
Exons: 3
Coding region: 18-2162 (714 amino acids)
Molecular function (GO): metal ion binding
Source: RefSeq, a predicted model, not a curated record